Molecule: messenger RNA, 1455 nt
Organism: Symbiodinium sp. CCMP2592
Lineage: Eukaryota; Dinophyceae; Suessiales; Symbiodiniaceae
Source: the annotation of a GenBank genome assembly
AUGGGACCCUUCCCGCUCCUGAAAGUCGCGGACUUCCUGGGCUACGAGACCUCGCGGCCUGGCCCUGCGGCGAGGAUAGAGCAGAAGGGAGUGCCGCUGCAUGAGGGCAUCCUCGAUGCUUUCAUGGAUGGCAUGGGCUUCUCCGAAACGGACAGGCUGGUGAUCGUGGACCUCUGUCCCAACAGGCAAGCCGAGUUUGCCCGCGCGGCCGUGAACAAGAUGAUUGCGAGCGAAGGCAAGAGUUGCAUGCGCUACGUCGGCCUCUUCCGCCCGGAGCAUGCUGAUGUGAAAGCGGAGCUCAGCGGCAAGAUCUACUCCUGGUGGGAUAACAGCAGCGCCGCCCCUGCAAAGAGACGCGCUGGAGAUGAUGUCGAUUUGGAGGCGGCGACCGUGCAGCUGCAGAUCCUUUCCUUGCAGGGCUCCAAGCCCAUAUGGCCGUCUUCGCUUGAGGACAAGUUUCCGGGCGGUACCCCGGAGCAUGCAAAGCUCCUGGCAUUGCGCCAGGAGUUUUUGAAUGAGUUCCCGAAGCCGCGAGCUCUGAGCCAGAUGGGCCGACAGGCCUCUUCGGUCAGCCAGCAGACCCAGCGCCUGGCUGCGGAGUGCGACUACUCGCAGGAUGGAGAGCCGCUGGACGUUGAGCGGUGCGUGGACCUCGCAACGGUCCCCGUCGCAGAGCUGAAGGAGACCAUGCUUUCCAUGGUCACUGGGCGCCCCGGCAAGCCGAGCAUCAUGAUCACGGCCGAGUACGCCUUGUGGAUCGGCAACACCAGAAACGUGCUGGAGGAAAGCUCCGGGGUGCCAUGGCGAUUGGGCAGCGACAAGGAGCUCGUUGUCGUGAACAAGUCAGCAUUGCCACUAUGCGAAUUGCUGCGGCUGAAGGCCACGGAGGAGGGCCUCGUGAAUGUGGAGCUGGAGUCCCACGUGGUGCUGCCCAAGCCUCCUAUUCAACAUGACCUGUCAUCCAAGACUGCUGCUGCGCCAGAAGAUGCCGCGACCCAGCUUGAUGAUGACGAAGCCCUGUUUGGGUUCAGAUAUGAUGUGGCCCCGACCGUGAGCUGCAAGACGAGUGUCUUCAAGCCAGCAGCGUUGAGCAAAGAGGAGACAGAGAAUGUCCGUGCUGUCUCCCUCGCCGCUCUCUGCAGUGGUAACUAUGACCGCUUGCCCCGCAACAAGAUUGCCACUGUGGCUUGGGAGGCCGUCGUGCUGCAACCGCUGCGGGCUUUUCAUUAUGUCUGUAUAAUUACUGUUGCAGCAGCAAACGAUAAAAGGUUGUCGGGCAUCCUCCGUGGAGUCAGUCGUGUCAUUGAGCAGAUUACUUUGGUUCAGCUGUCAUUGUUUAUGUUGCAGGUGACGGUGAGCGGGACACCGCCCAAGAUCAUGCCGAUCAAGCCGAAGAUCUACUUGACCUGCAGCGUGCGACUGCCUCCGCAAAGUUGGUGCAAGGUCAGCUCCUGA